Messenger RNA from Drosophila innubila, 3666 nucleotides. RefSeq names its product proline dehydrogenase 1, mitochondrial (gene slgA). The transcript is spliced from 12 exons. Gene Ontology annotation, molecular function: FAD binding; proline dehydrogenase activity. Gene Ontology annotation, cellular component: mitochondrion. Bases 366 to 2534 code for a protein of 722 amino acids. The record is from RefSeq and is a predicted model, not a curated record. NCBI's taxonomy places the organism in Eukaryota, Metazoa, Arthropoda, Insecta, Diptera, Drosophilidae.
CUCUCUCUUAUGCUCUCUCCAUCUCUUUAUGUUUGUUCCCCAUUUUGCAAUUGUUGUAUAACCUCAUAAUGGACAGCUUCUAACAAAAAAAGAAAUAAAGAGAACGAAAAGCUCGAAAUCAACACGCAAAACAGAAAAAAGACAAAUGCAAAAUCAGCUGUGAGAUUUAUUUAUUGUUUUUUUUUUGGUAAAUAUUUAAAUUCAGACGCGUCGUCGACAAGCGAAUUGAAGACAGAGUAAGAGAGCCAAGAAGUAAGAGCAACAAGAAGUGAAAGAACAAGAAGAUAAGUUGCAGCACCGUCACUGUAAAGAGAGCAUAAAUCAAAGAGUUGAAUUAUAUCGAAUAUCGAAGUUGCUCUGUUGUAAUGGCUCAACUGCGUUCCGUGAGCUCGCAACGUACAAUUAAAUUGGUCUACUACAGUUGCAACAGUCCAAGCAGCAGCGGUUUGGUGGCAGCAGCAGCAGCUGCCACCAAUAGCAAUGGUAAAUGUAACCAGAAGAGAACACUACAUACGGCUGCAGCACCGACAGGCAGUGCGAAAGCUCUCUCAUCCUCCUCCUCUCUCGCACUCACGUCCACUCCCACUCUCGAUGUAUUGAAUGGACAGCGACGUCUUUUGCAGUCUCCCUUUCUGUGCGAUGUCGGAAUCGGAAUGGGAGUCGGAGUCGGAGCACGACGCUCUAUGCACUCGGCUGCACACGAUCAACAGCAGGCUCAAGUUGCGCUCGCCGAGGCAACCGACGAGCGUAAGAGUAAGCAAGGACAGUACGAAUCGAAGCCAGUUCAUCAACCGAAUGCGAACGGUCAAUCGCAACGGGAUCCUCUCGAUGUCAGCUUCAAUGAUCCAAUAGCGGCUUUUAAGAGCAAGACAACAUGGGAACUGGUACGCGCCUACAUGGUUUACGUGAUCUGCAGCAGUGAGAAGCUGGUGGAGCACAAUAUGAAGCUUUUAAAAGUUGCUCGCACCUUGCUGGGCAGCAAACUAUUCGUCCUGCUGAUGAAGUCCAGCUUCUAUGGACACUUUGUGGCCGGCGAGAAUCGCCACACGAUUGUUCCCACCCUCGAGAGACUUCGCUCGUUUGGCGUUAAGCCGAUCCUUGAUUAUUCCGUCGAAGAGGACAUUACCCAGGAGGAGGCCGAGAAGCGUGAAGUUGAAUCUUCCGUUUCGAGUGCCAGUGAUAAUACAAAGGACGCUGGCGCCUUGCCGCAAUAUCAUGUGGAUAAAUCGUUUGCGGAUCGUCGUUAUAAGGUGAGCAGUGCUCGCACCUAUUUCUAUCUGAACGAGGCAACCUGUGAGCGCAACAUGGAGACAUUUAUCAAGUGUCUGGAGGCUGUUUCGGACGACGAUGCCAAGGAGCCGCGUGCUCGGGCCCAGGGCGCCACCUUUGGAACUGGCAUCACAGCUAUUAAAUUAACCGCCUUGGGCCGUCCACAGUUGCUGCUGCAACUAUCCGAGGUCAUAAUGCGCACACGUAAAUACAUGGAGGCCCUGGUCGGUGGACAGGGCAAUGUUUUGACCCAUCACAAGACCAUUAAGGAUCUCGAGCAGUAUUAUGCCUGCGUUGGAGACAACAAGGACGUUCAGGCGUUCCUUAAGAACGUUACAUCGGACAAGGAGGGCAUAUUGCAUCUGUUUCCCUGGUCUGGCAUCGUGGACGAGGAUUCGCAGUUGAGCGAUACAUUUCGUGUGCCAGAUCCAAUAACGGGUCAAAUGCGUCGCCUGAUCUCACAGAUUUCACCCAAAGAGGAGGAGAUGUUUAGAAACAUGAUUCGUCGUCUAAACACAAUUGUAAAGACUGCCGCUGAGUUGGAUGUACGCAUUAUGAUUGAUGCCGAACAAACAUAUUUCCAGCCAGCGAUCUCUCGUAUUACACUCGAGAUGAUGCGAAAGUACAACAAGGAAAAGGCCAUAGUAUUCAAUACCUAUCAAUGCUAUCUACGCGAGGCCUACCGUGAGGUGGGCACAGAUCUGGAGCAGGCGAAGCGUCAGAAUUUCUACUUUGGCGCCAAGCUGGUGAGAGGUGCGUACAUGGAUCAGGAGCGUGCUCGUGCCCAGGCCUUGGGCUAUGCUGAUCCCGUGAAUCCCACUUAUGAGGCAACCACGGAUAUGUAUCACAAGACACUCACCGAGUGCCUGCGUCGCAUCAAGGUGCUGAAGGAUGUCGGUGAUGAUGCCAGAAAGAUUGGCAUCAUGGUGGCCUCUCAUAAUGAGGAUACGGUGCGUUUUGCCAUUGAGAAUAUGAAAUCCAUUGGCAUCUCGCCAGAGGAUAAGGUCAUUUGUUUUGGCCAAUUGUUGGGCAUGUGUGAUUACAUCACCUUCCCGUUGGGUCAGGCUGGUUACUCCGCCUACAAGUAUAUACCGUACGGACCCGUUGAGGAGGUGUUGCCCUAUUUGUCCCGUCGCGCCCAGGAGAACAAGGGUGUGCUCAAGAAGAUCAAGAAGGAGAAACGUCUGCUGGCCAGCGAGAUUCGUCGUCGUCUGUUCCGUGGUCAGCUCUUCUAUAAGCCCAAGGGCAACUAUGUGCCCAUCUAAGCGCGAAAUAACUCAAGCAAUUGAUCCAUAAAUCUGACGACACGACAGAGAGAACGAGAGACAAAAGGAGAAGGAGGAGGAGAAGGAGUAGGGGGAGGAAGAGUUAAUCCGACAGAGAUAUCCGAUAGAGUCGGAAUCGUUGUCGAAUUAAAAAUUAGACUACACUUUUUAGUUAACUGUUUUGUGCGAUUCUAAAUGUUUUACCGAUAAAAGAUGCGUUUAUAUAUUAUAGAAUAUAUAUAUGAAGAAAUUGACGCAUUUGUCAAGCGAAGAAGCGGCAGAAAAGAGAGGCAAAAUGAAACGAAACAAACACGAAACGAUUUAAAUAGAAAUGACAAAUAUUUAAAUAAUUAUUAACAAGCUGAAAAGUUCUGCGUGUCUGUUAAAAAAUAAACUUAAAAAAAAAAAGAGUAAAUAAAGCCAAAAAACCAAAUGAUGAUUAUAUACAAUUACACAAUGGCAUGUAGAUGAGAAAUUAAUAAUAAUAAUAACAGUAAUGAUAGCGAAACAAAAAACACACAUUUUUAGCAACUUAAUCGUAAGAGUAAAACUAUAAUAUAUGAGAGCAAAAUGUUUAUAUAUAGCUAUAACUUAUAUAUAUACAUAUAUAUACAUGUAUAGUAUGUGACUGCAUUUGAGUCCAUUGAAAUUGUUCAGCUUCUCGUUAAAACUUUUGUUGUGCGUGUGUGUGUUGUUGUAGGGAAAGCUACGAAAAUAUGGAGAAACAAGUUCUGUUCAUUUAUUUUCCAACCAAAUUUUCCUCAUCAUGUGUGAUCUUUAUAAUUAUAUAUUAUUGUUUCAUUAAGCAUUAUAAUAACUACAUAGAAUACAGUCUCAUUCUUUGUUUCUGUUUCUGAUCCUGUUCCUUCUCGAAAUAUAUAUAUGUAUAUUGCCACCCAGGGAUACACCUAAAACCUAAACUAAAAGUUUAUUAUUAUUAUUAUUAUGUUUAUUAUGGUAAAUUAGAAAGUGUACUGUGUUUUUAGACAAAAACCAAUUAUUAUAUUACAGUUUUAAAACUCUCCUCAUUCUCGAUUCUCUACAUGUUUCGUUCAGUGUGCCUAUCGUCUAUCGAUCAAUUAGAUAUCAUAGCGCGUUGUGUAUCGAACAAUUAAUCGUAUCAAAAAAAAAA